UAAGGAAAUUCGUUUACGCUCGCAUUCCACCAGCCGCAAGUGCUGCUGCCAAAUGAAACCGGACAGACGCCAGCACCACUUUUUGAAGGCCAGUCCUAUCAGCAGAUUAUCACAAGGCGAUGGUCCGCAGGUGACGUUGGUUACGCACGCGCAGUAGCCACGGAUAGACCAGCUUCGUUGAACAGGUCACAAACGCGUGCUCCAGCGGUGCAGGCAGGACGGGUACGUGACGCUGCCUGGGUGAAUGGUUGGGUGAACGUUGGAUGGUCUGCAAAGGUAAGGAAAUUCGUUUACGCUCGCAUUCCACCAGCCGCAAGUGCUGCUGCCAAAUGAAACCGGACAGACGCCAGCACCACUUUUUGAAGGCCAGUCCUAUCAGCAGAUUAUCACAAGGCGAUGGUCCGCAGGUGACGUUGGUUACGCACGCGCAGUAGCCACGGAUAGACCAGCUUCGUUGAACAGGUCACAAACGCGCGCUCCAGCGGUGCAGGCAGGACGGGUACGUGACGCUGCCUGGGUGAAUGGUUGGGUGAACGUUGGAUGGUCUGCAAAGGUCUUGCGCCAGACGCCUGAAGGCAAUAAAUUCACGUGACCGCAGUGUACUUCACUACUCGGCGGGCAUGUCUAAAGGACUGCACGUAAAACAUGACAACAACGCCAGACGCGCAGCUGACAUAGGCAGCACGGAAGUGCAUGUCCAGAACAUCCCGUGCACAAAGACGGAUGGGGCGAGCUGUCACUUACUAGAGCAUCGCCGUGGCCUCAACCGAAUUCUUCUAGGCGCUUGCCUCGAGCUUAAGGAAGAGAGGCUAGGAAAGAACAGGGGCGAUGCCCUUAUUGCCGUCGUCCAGGCAAGCACUUGCGGGCUGCUCCUGUACAACUCGGACGAAGACGUGCGCAGCUCAAAGCCUUUGGAACUUGUUGAAUGGCUGCUGGCCGAGCAUCGCUGCAUCACAGCCAUUGAAUUGGACAUGAGCUGGAAGCAUCGCCGUUCGCUGCUUUCAGCAGUGAAACGUAAUCGCGCAUUAAAAAGCGUUGCCGUCUGCGGCAGGUUCAUUGGAGCUGACGACACAGCUUUCAUGUGCGCAGUGAUGAAGUCAUUCUCGCAUAUCGAGAGUCUAGCUUUCAGGCUUCAUGAUUAUGAGAAGGAAUGGGAAAUAGAGACAAGUUUGUUUGGGACAUUGCUUGAUGUAGACUGGCAUCACCUGACGACCCUCGACGUCGCAGAACUUUCAAUGUCCUUUAGUGCGGCGAGUUCGGUGAUACAUUUUCUUAUUGGAAACAAAACAAUCACUGACCUUCGCGUCGCAGAAAGCGUGUUCGGCUACCGCGGUAAAGCCUUCACCGCACUCUUCCCUAUCUACCUUGUCAAAGAAGGCUCAGCGCUGAGAAAAUUGACGCUCAAAUCGAGUCGCUAUUUCGACAGGUACUGGCCAUUGAGAGAACUCGUCGAUGCGUUCUGCAAUAUGGACACUUUGGAGGAACUGAAUGUGGACAUCGUUGUGACACCUCCGGAAUUCGUGAGUACGGUGAGCCUCUUCGCCGAAGUGGUCUCUCGGAGCGCAACACUGCGCAGCCUGAGGUUACCGUCGACGUCGUGCGAAUGCCUUGCCGCAUACAGGAGACGUCCUGUCCAGUUUCCAGAUCGGAAAGCCGCUCAAUGCAUGGAGCCCUGGCUCGCAGCCCUACGGAGACCGAACCUACCGCUCAGCAAGCUCUUCAUCGACCUUCGGGGCUUCGGUGAAGCCGAGUGCCAUGCCUUCUUCGGAGUAGUUGCGGAAACGGACGCUGUGAAGUCGGUUGUCGUUCUCUCCUUGCCUGGAAUCGACCGGCCGGACAGGGUCUGCGCCACCAUCCAGGAGCGAGGACUGAGCGACCGAGUGGUCAUCAAGUGGCCUUGCAUGCGCAACACAAGAUGGCUGCAGCAAUGCCCGCAAAUCAGCAGCGUAACCAUCAGAGUGGGCCAUUUCAAGUGCAAUGGCGAGUUAGGUUUGCCGGGAGUUAUCUCGGCUCUUGAAGCGGUCGGUGGCUGCUCUCACGUAACGUCGCUGCGGGUUAACUUCGAUUGUUUCAAUCGCAGUGUGUUCUCCGCCUUGGCGGCAUGCAUAAGAGCUCCUUCCGCGCUUACUGGUGUAAGCAUAGACAUUGAUUACGUUACAACCCAUCCGAGAAAAGAGGAUCGUGAUGUGCAGACGGAACUGGUGAGAGCGUUGGCCUCCAACCUCAAACUUGUCACAGUCAACGUAAAGGGACUACUGCUGUCCAACGAUGACUUCAAGUGGCUUGCGCAUGGUACUAAAAAGAGUCUACGCCUCACAGAACUCGCCAUGACUCCCGCCUGUAAUAUCACUGCCUGGCAUGGUAAAUCGUCUGCAGCAGAGUACAGCUCUUCGGUGCCCGGGGUCAAGGCCUGGACGGGAAUAUCAAUCGAGAACAUCGCACUGGCCGAGAUUUUGGAAACGACGAGACGGAAUGCCUCCGCCGUCCUCGCCGCAGCUAUGUUCGUGUUAGGCGAGGAAGAUGGCCUCGAAGGCGCUCGUUCUAUCGAGCUGACGCACGACCAUCCUCAACUCCUCGAAAUGGUCCGCGAAGGUGCUGACGUCUCCAAGGCCGACGCCAAGAAGAUGAUCAGCAGCGCCCUGCUUCGUGUUCGCCUCUUGAGCCUCGACGAGUUCAUGAGAAUGACCGGCGUCGUCAAGGAGACGGCGCAAUGCUUUGCAGAUCCUGGUGCCAGGCGCCAGCUCUCUGACAUGAACGUCGAUUGCUGGCUACACAUUCGCCGUUUUCUGAAGAUAGCGGACGUUCUGCACCCUCGAGCCUGUCUAUGUGAAAGCGGCCGGCAGUCACCGUCAGCUGAGCAGAGCUUUCAAGCAUUAGCAUAGAAGACAUGGCAGGUCCCGACGGCGGUGACGUACAGCUGAAUUGGCAUGCAAUAAAAGAUACAGUCAAU
Molecule: messenger RNA, 2950 nt
Organism: Dermacentor albipictus
Lineage: Eukaryota; Metazoa; Arthropoda; Arachnida; Ixodida; Ixodidae
Source: RefSeq, a predicted model, not a curated record